Messenger RNA from Phragmites australis (common reed), 839 nucleotides. RefSeq lists its product as uncharacterized. The transcript has a single exon. The record is from RefSeq and is a predicted model, not a curated record. The coding region runs from base 138 to 839 and encodes 233 amino acids. Lineage: Eukaryota; Viridiplantae; Streptophyta; Magnoliopsida; Poales; Poaceae.
AAUCGAUUGUACAACGACUACUUUGCUGAGUCCGCAGUGUACCCCGACUACAUCUUUCGGCGCAGGUAACACUAUUCUAUGGUGUACGAACGGACGAGAGAUGAACUAGUUCUGAUCCAUCGCCGUGCAGGUUCCGGAUGAAUCGUGAUUUGUACUGCAAGAUUGUGAGGGAGGUGGAGGAACAUGACCCGUGGUUCAAGCAAAGGAGGAACGCUGCCGGAGAGCUUGGGCUGUCACCCUUGCAAAAAGUAACUGCCGCUUUCCGUAUGUUAGCUUACGAUGCUCCUGCAGAUUCUCUCGACGAGUGCCUCCGGCUAGGGGAGAGCACCAUCAUCGAGAGCAUGCGGCGUUUCGUGUGGGCCAUUGUCGAGGUGUUCGGUGACGAGUACCUCCGGGCGCCGACCGAGGAGGACACUGCUCGAUUGCUGGAUAUGAACCAGCGUCGAGGGUUCCCCGGGAUGCUUGGAAGCAUCGAUUGCAUGCACUGGAGGUGGAAGAACUGUCCCACGGCGUGGUCCGGUUCGUUCAGGGGCCAUGUCAAUGCACCGACUAUCAUUCUAGAGGCUAUGGCAUCGCAGGACCUAUGGAUUUGGCAUGCCUUCUUCGGGAUGCCAGGUUCAUUGAACAACAUCAAUGUGGUGCACCGGUCUCAUCUCCUUGACAACCUUGCUAGGGGAGUAGCACCGAAGGUACAAUACACUAUUAAUGGCCACCAUUAUACAAUGGGGUACUAUCUUGCAGACGGGAUCUACCCAGAGUGGGCGACAUUUGUGAAACCCAUACCAUCUCCAGUAGGCCCGAAGCAUCAACACUUCGUGGUGCAGCAGGCGGCUGCAUGA